This is a messenger RNA of Micromonas pusilla CCMP1545, 1047 nucleotides long. RefSeq lists its product as uncharacterized. Lineage: Eukaryota; Viridiplantae; Chlorophyta; Mamiellophyceae; Mamiellales; Mamiellaceae. The record is from RefSeq and is a predicted model, not a curated record. Bases 1 to 1047 code for a protein of 348 amino acids. The transcript has a single exon.
AUGUCGCGGACGCCACCUCCCGCGGGCGCGGAGGACGCGAUGUUCGACGAGCUCUCGAGGCAGGAGGAGGCGCUCGAGGCGGAGCUAGGAGGAGGACGAGGACUCAGCGGGUCGUUCAUCAGCACUCCUCCAAGGGAUAAUCGUCGCCCCGACGACGACGACGACGACGACGACGAGCGGUUCGACGAGUGCGUCCCCGAGCGCGAGCUGCGUUCCGUCGCCGCGAAGACCGCGUGGAACAUCGCGAGGAUCCGCACGGACGCCGUCGGACGCGUCGCGGAGGAAUCGCUCGCGGCCGCCGCGCGACGACGCGCGAACGCGACGCGAGAGGCGAUGUCGACGCGCCGCGCGUCGUCGUCGUCGCCGUCGUCGUCGUAUUCCAACCGUCGCUCCCCCGGGAAGAGCCGCACGCCGUCGCCGGCGAUGAACGGCGCGGAGCACCCGAACGCGUCCGAGCACGGGUUCUACGCGGACUACACGCGGCGGUUCCUGCAUCGCGGCGGCGGCGCCUUUCUGCAUUCGCCCGCGUCGUCGGGAAGGACGUCGCCGCCGACGUUCGACGUCGGCGCCGGCGCCGUCCCGGACUUCUCGAACGAGCCCGGACCGCGCGUGGACCCGCUCGCGUUCUCGUACUGGAGCCCGAGUAAAAGCGCCGGAGGGAGCGCGUCGAGGGGGCCCGGGAGUCGCCAGCGCGCGGCGGCGGCGGCGCCGCCGCCGCCCCGAGUCGUCGUCCCCGAGUCCCUCGACGACGACGACGACGACGACGACUUCGACGACGACUCCCUCGACGCGCGACGCCGACGUCGUCGCGAGGCAGCGUGGUCGCCGCCGACGGCGUCGUGGGGGAACGCGAUCGGCGCGCUCGGCGGACCGUCGCCGUCGUCGAUCGGGGGGGCGUCGUUGGCGUCGGGUUUGGCGGCGCGCGACGACGACGACGACGACGACGCGCACUCAGACGCGCACGUCAUCGCCGCCGUGGAGAAGGUGCGUUCUAUGUCACACUGGUCCCCAUACGACCGCGUCGGCGUUGCGAACGCCGAUCCUUAA